Molecule: messenger RNA, 549 nt
Organism: Saxophila tyrrhenica
Lineage: Eukaryota; Fungi; Ascomycota; Dothideomycetes; Mycosphaerellales; Extremaceae
Exons: 1
Coding region: 1-549 (182 amino acids)
Source: RefSeq, a predicted model, not a curated record
AUGCCUUUACGAACAUCCGCCACAGUCUUCAACCUGAUGCCUCGAUCCGAACCAUCUGCUGGCAACAACACGACCUCAAAUCUCUGCCUCUCACUCUCCUCGAGCAGCGACAGCCAAGUCCUCAUCUCCAGACGCACACUCAUCGUCACCCUCGCCCUCUGCGCCCUUCUCACCCUCCUCUCCAUGGCCGCAGCGUCACUUCUCCUCUACCGCGAGAUAGCCCGCCGUCGCCAGACGAAAGUAGCAAAGAAAUGGGGUCGCCAGUCCCGAUUCAACCACCGGAUCAGCCUCAUGCGGAAGGAAAUCGACACGGAGUACUCGAAGCACUACACGGGGUACUUACAACACGAACCUGAGAACCCGGAGAUGGGAAGCGAUAGCCCGGUGGAGAUGAUGCCGCCGGAGAGGCUGUGCGAGGUGCCUGCGAUCCCGGCGCUCGCGGCGAAUAAGAAUGCUGGGACACCGAAAGGGAGGUGGAAGACGAUGAGUUUGGUCUUUGAUCAGGGAGUGGGGAUGUGGAUGCCGAAGCGGGAGAGGACGGUAACGUGA